Nematolebias whitei (Rio pearlfish) is the source of this 1505-nucleotide messenger RNA. RefSeq names its product sialic acid acetylesterase (gene siae). Bases 34 to 1473 code for a protein of 479 amino acids. The transcript has 9 exons. Gene Ontology annotation, biological process: carbohydrate metabolic process. Gene Ontology annotation, molecular function: sialate O-acetylesterase activity. The record is from RefSeq and is a predicted model, not a curated record. Lineage: Eukaryota; Metazoa; Chordata; Actinopteri; Cyprinodontiformes; Rivulidae.
GUCCUGCGCUUUGCUUCGUAUUAUGGAGACCACAUGGUCCUGCAGAAAGCUCCACAGAGAGCCAGACUGUGGGGGUAUGGCCUUGAGGGGUCAGAGGUCACCGUCUACCUGUCAGGACCUGUAACACACAAAACCACGCCUGCCACUGUGACAGCAGGCAUCUGGCGAGUGACCCUUGACCCUGUUGAAGCCGGCGGUCCCUACAAUGUGACUGCUGUGAGUCAGAACAGCAGCCGGACUCUGACAAAUGUGUUGUUUGGAGACAUCUGGCUGUGUGGAGGACAGAGCAACAUGUUCUUCCAAACAUCUCAGAUUUUCAAUGCAUCUGAGGAGCUGGCCCUCUCAUCCAAAUAUCCUCACGUGAGGCUGUUCAUGACAGCUUGGGGCAUGAGUAAAACUGAGCUGACUGAUCUAAUCCUGGUGGAGCUGCCCUGGUCUGAGCCCACAGCCCGUGUUCUGUCCCAGUUUUCAGCCGUGUGCUGGCUCUUUGGGCGCUACAUGUACGACAGGUUGAAGUACCCUAUAGGACUGGUAGAAUCCUGUUGGGGGGGCACACCUGUAGAGGCCUGGUCAUCUGUAAGAGCCCUGAAGCUUUGUGGACUGGAGGAUGCUGAAGACAGGUAUCUGCUUCCUGUUUCUCUCAGGGCCCAAACACAAAACUCUGUUCUGUGGAACGCAAUGAUCCACCCCCUCCUCAACAUGACCAUCUACGGAGUCAUUUGGUAUCAAGGUGAGGCGAACGCAGAAUAUCACAAGGACGAGUAUAACUGUUCUUUCCCCGCCAUGAUCGAUGACUGGAGGCUGGCGUUUCACCAAGGCUCAGGGUGGCAGACCACUCCCGACUUCCCAUUUGGAUUUGUUCAAUUGGCCACCUACAAAGAAAACUCAACAGAUGAUGGUUUUCCAGAGAUCCGCUGGCACCAAACAGCCGACGUGGGCUUCGUCCCCAAUUACAGGAUGAAGAAAACCUUCAUGGCUGUGGCGCUUGAUUUACCUGAUAAAACAUCACCAUAUGGCACAAUCCAUCCCAGAGACAAGCAGGAUGUAGCUUUCAGACUGACGCUGGGUGCCAGAGCAGUGGCGUACGAUGAACAGGACGUAGUCUUCACAGGACCUUUCCCAAAUCAAAUAGCAUCCUCUCAUGUGUCCAUCAACAUCACAUAUGACCAACCUGUCUCUGUUGCUAAACCCAAAAGUUUAUUUGAGAUCUGCUGCUCAGAGAUGAAAGCUCCAUGUGGGCCUGGGUCCUUGUGGGUUCCAGCUGACAUCAUGGACUGGGGUCCAACCUCGGUCCAGUUGUCUGCCCGCCGGUGUUCUGAUCCAACUGAAGCAGCAGCUGUUCGAUACGCGUGGACAGACUGGCCCUGUGGGUUUAAAGCCUGUCCUGUCUACAGCACCUCUGGGACUCUACCUGCUCCUCCUUUUAUCAUCCAUCGAUAUAAUGGGGAAGGAAAUAUCUGGAAAAAUUACUGAACCACGUUCUGAGAGGAGAAAACCCCUGAAAG